UUGUUUCUGAAUUUGUAUCCAUUUGUUUUGAAAUGUGUCCAUUUUCAGUGUAGUUCCUCCACCAUGCAGUUGCACAAGUGAGAUGUUGGUGUUGCACAGAUCCUAUAAGGGACUGCCUCCGAGAAAGGCAUGGUUAGCCAGUCUGUGGUUGGACCAGAGGCACUGAGAGAUAAGAAUCAUCAAAUAAAAAGUCUUCUUCUCUCGCUGCUCAGAAGCAGCGGCCAUGGCACGCUUCACCCCAGGAGCCAGCAUGCUGGAGGACAUCAGGAAGGGGAGUGCCGGUCUGGCUGUGUGCCCCACGCCGUCCCCCCUACCCUCCCUGCAGUCCAGAAGAGCGGCUCUGGAGAACAAGCUGGCGGGGGGCCUGGCAUCCGGCGCCCUGGACCCCAAGCCCAAUUUCCCUAAGAUCAGCAGCAGCAGCCCCACGGUGGAGAGCAGCGUGCAGGGAUUCCCCAAAUCCAGAGCCCUAGUGAACAGAAUUGAAAUUGCCAAGCAGGACCAGAACCCCCCUUUGAACAAGCAGCAGCCCUUCAGGCAAAAACCCCUGGAGCCGUCUGAGGACAAUAAGCCGAAACCACCUCCCAGCAAACCCCAGCUGAAGAAGCCUUCGGCAGACAACAUCCUCUUGGACACCAAGCAGUCCCUUCCCAAACCGUCCUACAUCAAGCCCCCUGCCAUCUCAGAGCGAUCCAAGAGUGAGGAUGCCGGGAGCACCAAUGUACCAGCUUCCCCCAAAAUCCCUCUUCUCCCCAAGCAGAAGAGCUCCGCUAUGAUGAUACAGUCCAAAGGGGGUACAGGGGAAUCUGCUGGGUUUAAGCCCCAUACAAGUUUGGGUCCGAGGUUCUCCGGUUCACAUACUGCUCAGGUCGCUUUGAUGAAGGAUGGCUGUGAAGCCGCUGAUGAUGCUGGGAGGGAGGGAGGCGUCAGACCCCCCUUGGCUCAAAAACCCUUGGCUGCACAGAAUCAUGGCUUUGUGAAGAGGCCCCUGGGGUCCACAUCUGGGAAAGAAGAGAACAGUGACCCCACUGCACCAAAAAAGAAAUCUCUGCCCGGUAUUUUUCUUCUUGGGAGUCCCCCUUCCAAGCCAAGUCGGCCACCCAAUGUCAGCCUUGGAAAGUUCCAGAAGGGUGCAGAUUCGGUGAAUGAUGACCCUGGGAUAAAGAAAGGAGGGCCUCCCCCGGUCCCAGCCUCCCGCCCUGGCGACUGCGUGGCAAACCCCUUGCCCCCUGGCCAAAGCCUCCCCCAUCGAUGCUCUGAAGCCAUACCCCAGCCUGACGUGGAUGACAACUAUGAUGAUGUUGGGGUGCUGAGCCAUCCUCCACCCUUGCCUUCUGGAGUGCCGUCUGCGCAGAAAAUAGAGGAGACUGACAGUGAUGAGGAGAUCUAUGAGGAUUUAGACGAAAGUUGGGCUUCAACGGACACAAAAGAAAAAGCGAAGAAGAACACGAAAGAAGAGAAGAAACGACUAGAACAGGAGAAGAGGGAACAAAAAGAAAGAGAGAAGAAAGAUCUGGAUAUCAGGAAGAGAUUUAAGCUGUCAGGGCCAAUCGAGGUGCUACACAAGGCAAAUGUCCGGGUGGAUUGCAAAGGGGGAAGGAAUGACCUGACCGUAAAGCAAGGCCAAAUCAUUGAAAUUGUCCGUGUUUUGGACAACCCAGGUGGCCGCUGGCUUGGCAGAGCACAGGAUGGGUCCUAUGGCUAUGUGAAGAUUGAAUCAGUAGAGAUGGACUAUGACAACCUAAGAAGGCAGCAUCAGGGAGGGCCACUCCCAAGCAAAGAGAAGGAAAGUCCUGAUCUGUACGACGAUGUGGGGGUCCUGGACGAUUUCAACAGUGGCCUUAAAGGUCAAGCAGUGGCUACAUCCAUAAUGCCAGAGGAGGAUUCUGACUAUGAUGAUCUCAAUGACUUAAACCUGAGACUACAGCUGCCGUCUUCGCCUCCUCCUCUUCUUUCUCCUCCUCUUCCUCACCCUCCUCCGCCACCACUUCUGGGCACUUUAGCAGGAAAUAGCGAUAAUGACAUCUACGAUGACGUGGACUCUGAAGGGUUCCCUCCAGCACCAAGAAUCAGCAACCUCCCACAGAUAACACCAAAAUGGAAGGCAGAGGAGAGAGACCCUAAAAAACAGAAGAGGUUUGAGAAGGAGGAGAAAGAAUUCAGAAAGAAGUUCAAGUUUGAUGGUGAGAUUCAGGUGUUCUACCAAGUGACCACCACAUCCACGUUCACCACUAAGAAAUGGGGGAGCAAAGACUUGCCACUAAAGCCAGGGGAGAAGAUCGAUGUCAUCGUGAAGCCCAGCGACAACAAGCUGAUUGGCAGGAACCAGGAGGGGAAAAUUGGCUAUGUUUCAAUCAGCAACAUCAUAACUGAAGAUGCUGAUAUUUAUGAUGGCGGUCAAGGGUGUAUCUACGACAAUGACUGAGCAACUGUACUCCUCCCAAAAAAACAAUUACUAUAUUUAUAUGUUAUGUUCUUGACUAUGUAAUACUGUACCUGCAGUAACCGAAGAGUUGAAGCCCUGUGUUAAAAUGAAACAUAAAGCAUUAAUAAGGACCAAUAAUUCACAUUUUUCUUGUUUUAUAUUUCUAAUAUACAACUGAACAUUGUUCUGUACAUUGCCUUAUCUUGAGUUGUUGCCCUGUCAGAGUACACGGUAGGCUGACCUGUUAGGUGGCAACCAUUAUGAAUAACAUGAAUGUGUAGUUGGGUGUACAAUGUAUAGUCGAGAUAUAUGUUUAUGCUCAUUUUCCACAUACAAAACUAAGUGAAUCAGCAUUAAAGAAGGAAGGAACAAUGAUAUAAUGCUUUGUUAAAAUAUUUUCAUGUAUAUAAUUAAGAGUUUGAAUGUACAUUUAGAAAAAAAGUUAUCAAUUUUAUUUAUUUGGCUACCAAUGGAAUCAUAUUUGUUAUUAAUCAUAAAGACAGCCUUGCUGACUUAAGAGUGCAACAGUGAUUCACUCAUAGGUGACAAAAUGGCAGUGAAAUGCUUAGCUUUUCCGUGGUGAAAAAUCCUGCUGCAGUAAUAGUGUUACAACAAAUUAAC
Conger conger (European conger) is the source of this 3043-nucleotide messenger RNA. Its product is annotated as FYN-binding protein 1. Gene Ontology annotation, molecular function: protein binding. The transcript has 19 exons. Gene Ontology annotation, biological process: T cell receptor signaling pathway; integrin-mediated signaling pathway; protein localization to plasma membrane. Lineage: Eukaryota; Metazoa; Chordata; Actinopteri; Anguilliformes; Congridae. The record is from RefSeq and is a predicted model, not a curated record. Gene Ontology annotation, cellular component: plasma membrane. The coding region runs from base 224 to 2422 and encodes 732 amino acids.